UUCCACUGCCAAAAACUUUCUUCACCUCAAUGGGAGAGUGGGCAGCUGUCCACCAAUAAGAUGUCAGUGCAAGUGAAGGAGGGAAUCACUAGGCUGAACAACCAAAACAAGCUUGCCAGAGAGACACUAAAAAUGCAGGAGUAACCUAACCAUCAGUUGUGAAGGCACUGGGCAGCUCAGCAGCACCCAAACACAACAUCUAACCAAGUGGUGACUGGUUCUUCAGAGGGAAUAGGAAGAGCAUAUGCAUUUGCACUAGCUCAGCGGGGAAUGAACAUUGUAGUCAUGAGCAGAACCAAAACAAAACUGGAUCAAGUGGCUAAAGAGAUAGGAGAAGCCACAGGGCAGAGGGUGAAAGUGAUAGCAACAGAUUUUACCAAAGAAAAUAUCUUUAGUGAAAUUGAAGAGCAACUGAAGGACCUCAACAUAGGAGUUUUAGUCAACAAUGUAGGAACGCUGCCUUGCUUCAUUCCCUACAGAUUCCUUGAGAAUGAUGAGCUGGACAAGACAAUUACCAAAGUGAUAAACUGCAAUGUGAAGACGAUGGCCAAGAUGUGCAAAAUUAUUCUCCCAGGCAUGGCAAACAGAGGGAAAGGGAUGAUAUUGAAUGUUUCUUCUGGAAUUGCUUCUAUCCCAUUUCCCAUGUACACCCUGUAUGCUGCAUCAAAGGUGUUUGUGGAAAGAUUUUCUCAAGGUCUACAAGCUGAAUACAAAGAUAAGGGGAUUAUUAUCCAGUCAGUGGCUCCAUUCGGGGUAUCCACUCGAAUGGCUGGGUUCCAAAAAGCUACCAUGAUAACUUUUUCACCAGAAGACUUUGUAAAAUAUUCACUGCAGUACGUCAGCGCUGGAGACAAAACAAAUGGAAGCAUCUGUCAUACAGUUCUGGGCUGGUUGCUGCAGACUAUUCCACUUAAGAUUCUCUAUGCAGAACCUAUGAUGCAAGGCUUACAAGACUACGCCAAGCAAAAUCGAAUGCAGGCUGGAUUGGUCUAAAUCAAAAUCCAUGUGUGACAGACAUGCUGGUGUGCUUCAGAUCAUAAGUUCUUCUCCCCUUGCUUUUCUUUUUCCAUCAACAGAUUAAUCUUGGUUUCAUCUGUCCGAAGACUGAUAUUUUUUUUUGUGGAGCUAUGCAGGUUCGUUUAGAUGCUUUCUGGGAAAGUCUAAUCAGGUUUUCUUGUUCUUGACUGUAAACAGCGAUUUGCAUCUUGCUAUAAACCCUCUGUAUUUAUGUUCAUGAAGGCAUGUCUUGAUUGUAGACUUAGACGCACCUACCACCUUGAGAGUGUUCUCGACCUGGGUUGAUGUUGAAAAGGUUUCUUUCUUCCUUUUUUUUGUUUAACCAUCAAAAUGAUUCUGCCAUCGCCUACUUUUGUAAUCUUUGUGUGGUCUUUCAGGCAUUUUGGUGUUCUUGAGCCGGUCAGUGUUUGGUCACUCCUGAAGUUUUUGCUAUCUCUCGGAUGAUUUUGUUUUUUUUUUUUCAGUCUAUGGCCUCCCUUACUUGUACUGACAUCUUUGAAAUUCCAGUGAACAGUUACUAAAUCCACAUUCAACACUCAGAAUCCGCUUCAGAAUAACACUGGAAAAGGCCUCGCCUGCCCAAUUAAUUUUUACAGUUGACUGACAAAACUGGUUGUGUACUAAAAAAAAAAAAAGUUAUAACAUCUACACAGUUAAUGCAUUGCCUUUGUCAAACAGCCCCUGAAUUAAAGGUGAAAGUCUGCACUUCCAUCACAUCUUAAUUGUUUGAUUUAAAAUCCACUGUCAUGGUGUAUAGAGGCAAAAUUGUCUCACUGUCCAAAUACUUAUGGAACUAACUGUAUUAAUAUGAAUGCAGUAGUACUGUCUGAACUGUUUCCAUGUAAAACACACAUGUCUAUAAAUUACAUUCUUAAUUUAAUCUCCACGUCUUCAUCUUAUAGGGACUGAUGCAUGUUGUUUGUUCACUCAAAUAAAUGAAAUAUCACCAUUGUUGGUUUUAAACAAUAUUGUUACUGAACAAAUGGUGCUUUUCAAGUUUACUUGAGUAAUUAGUGUUAUUUCAUGUAAUACUGUGCACUCAAAAACAAGCUUUUCAAUUUGCUUUAAAAAAAAAACCCUCAGGCCAAGUUAUUCCACCCAAAUGCAAAGUAACUGUUAACUUGCCAAAGCACUGCUUUUUGUUGUAAUCAGACUAUUACUUAUUUAUGAGUGUUCUUGUCGUGUUUCUCCUUCUUUGCACCUUCAGUUUUACGGUUCAGAUAUAAAUCUCUUACUCCACACAGUUAAUAAUUCUGAUGCAAUUCAAGGUUAAAAUUUACAUAACUUUCUCAUACGUGACUAAGCACUGAUAGCAGUGACAAAUGUGUGUGUGUGUGUGUGUGUCUACAUAUCUUGUAGAGAUAUGAGUAAUAAAAAUAAUAAUGACACCUUAUCUGCUAAACGGAAGGACCUGUCUUGUUCCAUUAAUUCACUCCUACACAUCCGUACGCACACACACACACACACACACACACACACACACACACACACACACACACACACACACACACACACACACACACACACACACACACACACACACACUUUUAACUGUCAUUAGCAUCCUCUAUUCUCCUCUGAGAUCAAGAAAACAUUUGCUCGCGUGAUGGGAAGACGCAAUCAUCUCAGAAUCAGACUCUUUUCUAAUCCACAGCAGGAGUUCGGGACAGAGACUUAUCAGCUUCUACCUGCAUCCUCAGAAAUUAGUUUGAAGGGUGUGCUGCAGACAGCAUGAUAUACAGUGUUUAAAGAAAACAAAACCUUCCCUCAUCUGUGUAUGUAUAUAUGCUGACACGCACAGCUGUUUUAAUUAGCAUGUGCUUCAGUGAUGUCUGACCUAAAAGGGUCACUAAUCACACGGAGACAGGGGUGUUUAGACAACCGUGAUGAAUGAUCCUCCCCAUGAGAGAUAGUGUCGGGAAUAAGAAAAAAGAAGGAGUGAGAAGGGGAGGAAGGUCAGAGUGACCCUGAGCUUAGACAGUCUAUUCCUAGUCUGAAUGUUUAAAAAAAAAGAAAGGAAAAUAAUGACCUGUUCACAAAUCAAAACUCUGUUCACUUCUCUUGGUAUCGAUCAAUGACUGUAGGAAACAUAUACACUGAUUGGUAUGGAUAUUCAUGGUAAGAGAAAAUCUCAGAAUCUGUGAGCUCAUCAGUUUAUCUGUAAUUGAUACAUAUGACUUUGGUUUUGUAAUAUAUUAAGACAGAAAAUCCUCGAUUUCCACUGUGUACAUUCACAGCAACUACAAAUAGUGUAGGAGCCAAACUCACGUCCACAAAGUCUUUUAAAAUUGUCAAAUUAUCAAAAAUGUAUUGCUGCCUGAUUGAUCAUCGCGAAUAAUGGCCGAUGGUAAAUCAAGUGUGUGGACGCUUUUAACGUAUUCCUACCUGAGCUGUUUGUUUUUGUUGCACAUCAUUGUUCAUGGUAAAGCUUCAAUCUAACUUGGCCUGGACUGCAGAUGUAAAUUAGCCGUGUUGUUUAAAUUUUUUAAUGUUUUUUUCUUUGGUUUAUGUAUAUUCGUUUACAUGUAUGAAAGGAAAGAAAAAAGAAAGGAGUAUUUAUCAUACCAACACAAACAGGGUGACACAAGAGUAACUAGUAAAUCAUACUUCAUGAAAAAUAAAGAUGUG
This is a messenger RNA of Maylandia zebra (zebra mbuna), 3645 nucleotides long. RefSeq names its product hydroxysteroid (17-beta) dehydrogenase 3 (gene hsd17b3). The record is from RefSeq and is a predicted model, not a curated record. NCBI's taxonomy places the organism in Eukaryota, Metazoa, Chordata, Actinopteri, Cichliformes, Cichlidae. Gene Ontology annotation, cellular component: endoplasmic reticulum. Gene Ontology annotation, molecular function: testosterone dehydrogenase (NADP+) activity.